AUGAACUGGAUCUUCUCGUUUGGUGAUAACUUGUUUGGGCUCGAAGUUAUUCUCAUAUCUCUAGCGUUAUUACGAUACCUUCGUGAAUCUGAGAACGACACGACAACCACCUAUUCUGAUUCGCAGCGUCGUGUUUCAUCAUCUCCAUCGUCGAUUCCACCGCUAACAGACGUUGUGGAUGCACAACCGGCCACUUCAGUGGUGUCGUUCACAUCGCCAUUGUACGAACCACCUCCAGCUCAAUCUCAAACCUCAGCUUGCAUGGCCGAAUCGUCUCCUGGACAGACUAGUCGACGAUUAGCUGAAUUUAUGAUCGAUUUCGAUCGAUCCAGAUAUGUUUAA
Molecule: messenger RNA, 342 nt
Organism: Angiostrongylus costaricensis
Lineage: Eukaryota; Metazoa; Nematoda; Chromadorea; Rhabditida; Metastrongylidae
Source: the annotation of a GenBank genome assembly